AUGCAGAUCAUCUUCUCACUUGUUUUGGCGGUGACUACCCUGCUGAACUGCCAAAGCCUGGAGUGCUCGAAUACCUCAUCACCAGUGGCGACCGACUCUCUGAAGAAGCAUGGUGUGGUCACUGCGUCCUCAAUCUACCGCGUGUAUUACCUCGCAGUGGGCCUUUUUCACGCUCUACUCGUCACUCUUCCACAAACACAGCAGCAAGCGCUUUGCCCGAACUUAGAGCAUGUCCGACAUGAUCACCUUGCUCUCACUCACAAAACCACAACUGCUCUCGCAUUGAUCUGCCUCGGUAGUUGCAUUCGUAUCUACGCCUUCUGGCAACUAGGCUCAUGCUUCACGUUUUAUCUCUCAAAGCCUGAUCGUCUUGUCACUACGGGCAUCUAUCGCCACGUUCGUCAUCCAGCAUACGCUGGAUUAGCCAUCCAGGCCCCUGCAGUGUUGUAUUUCUGGGCAAGAGAGGAUGGUGUACUUGCAUGUUUGAUGUCAGAUUUACCACUAUUGCCUGUAGUGACCAUCGUACACUGGUGCUUCUGGGCUGUAGCUCUGCCAAUGAUCGGAUGGGUACGUAUCAAGGAAAAGGAGGAACUGCUAGAGAAGACGUUUGGUCAACAGUGGAAGGAGUAUCGUCACACAACACGCAUGUUGGUGCCGUUCCUCUUUUAA
Messenger RNA from Aspergillus tubingensis, 669 nucleotides. Its product is annotated as methyltransferase family protein. The record is from RefSeq and is a predicted model, not a curated record. Lineage: Eukaryota; Fungi; Ascomycota; Eurotiomycetes; Eurotiales; Aspergillaceae. The transcript has a single exon. The coding region runs from base 1 to 669 and encodes 222 amino acids.